GUUGAAAAGUAGGCAAAGUGUAAUCUAUCAGCACAGCGAGAGAGACAGGCUGCUUUUAAAACACGCACACACUCACACGCUCACGCGCUUGUUUUGGAAAAGCACGUGGCAAAAACGCUCGCGAAGAAAACCGGGAGGGAGAGAGAAAGCCGCCGAGAGCGCGCACAGAAAACUUUUCUCUCUGUCUGUCGGUCUGAAGCUGCAGUCUGUUACCUGCACUCACUCAGCAGCGCUCCGUUGGUGCCACCCGAAACAGGGCGCGCUAACGCGCACACGCGCAUCCAGACACACUCUUCAUCAUCCACAGAGCCUCUGUCUCUGCGUGUGUGUCUCGCGGAUCCUCGGGCGAAGAAGCUGCGAUGACCCUGUCCGGCGCAGGCGGCGGUGACAUGUCCGGGCACACGACGCUCGCACCUGACGACGUGGACAUCGACGUGGUCGGGGAGGGCGACGACUGCGACUGCGACGACAGCAUCGGCCUCGGCAGCGGGCUGGAGCGCGAUGACAGCGACUGCGAGGGCGCGCGGGUGGCGCGCGGCGUGCUCCUCGACGACGACGACGAGAUGGAGGACGUGGUGGGAGAGGAAGACGCGGACGUGAAGGAGCGCAGGAACGGCGCCGACUGUAAAGGCGACGGCGAGGAGGAGAGCGGAGGAGGAGCGGGAGGAGGCAGCGCCGGUGACUCGUGCGCCCCGACGGCCUCCUCCAAGCCCAAGAACGCGCUGGUGAAGCCCCCCUACUCCUACAUCGCGCUCAUCACCAUGGCCAUUCUCCAGAGCCCCCAGAAGAAGCUGACUCUAAGCGGCAUCUGCGAGUUCAUCAGCAACCGCUUCCCCUAUUACCGGGAGAAGUUUCCCGCGUGGCAGAACUCCAUCCGACACAACCUGUCGCUCAAUGACUGCUUCGUCAAGAUCCCACGCGAACCGGGCAACCCGGGCAAGGGCAACUACUGGACCCUGGACCCCCAGUCCGAGGACAUGUUCGACAACGGCAGCUUCCUGCGCCGCCGCAAGCGCUUCAAGCGACAGCCCGACAUCCUGCGAGACCAGGCGGCGCUGGUGAUGCACGGCUUCGGUGCCGCGUACGGCCCAUACGCACGCCCUUACGGUGGCGUGCACCCGGCGGCGGCGGUGGCAUACGCGCACGCGCAGGCGCACGCGCACGCAGCUGCCCUUCAGUACCCUUACGUGUCGCCCGCCGUUGGACACGUGCUGCCACCCGCCGUGCCACUGUUACCCUCCGCGGCCGAACUAAGCAGGAAGGCUUUCGGCGCGCAACUGGCGCAGCUCGCGCCAGGCCUUCAUCUGCAGCUGGGGGGCCUUACCGGCACCGGUGGAGGACCAGUGGCGGCCACGACCACAGCGCCCAUUACGCCUUCUUCCAUCAAGCGCGAGCCCUCGUGCCCGCGACCCUCCUUCACCAUCGAGAACAUUAUCGCCGGCAACAACACCAGCACUAACAACAGCAGCAGCGGGACGGGCGCACCGGCGUUCUUCCGGUCUCAGGUGCUCGGCGCGCCCUCGCUGUCUCUUGCGCGGACGUCGCCCGUGCUCGGCGCGCACACGACUCUUCUCCCAGGACAGUUUCUGACCGCGACCAGCACGGCGUUGCCCUCAAAAUGGGCUUCGCAGUGAAAAAAAAAAGACUCACAAAAACAAAAAACUAAUUUUUUUACUGUAAUAUUUAAAGGAGGGAUGAAGAGACUGUAGCACUGGAGCGGCCGCCGCACUGUAGCCAUGUACAGAGAAAACAGACAAAACACAUGUGCACAUGAGUGGAGGGAGGAUGAGCCUAGCACAGGUAACACCUGUACAUAUUUGUAUAAAAGAAAUGAAACAUAUACGUGCUCCACAAUUAUUUUGUCUUUAUGUUUCAUUACUGUUUUAUUGUGUUCGUUCACCUGCUGUUGAAACAGUCCACUUUUCCUCUCCAUUGUUUUCCAUUCUGUAUAUGGAUGUAACAUGGGAUACAGAUGUUCACAUAUAUUAUAUAUAUGUGAUGGAAAAUAUUUACAUCAUUAUUGAGAGAUUUGUUUUCCACUAUAUAUUUUGCCUUUUAUAUAUAAUGAAAACAAAAGAAAUACACACACGCACAUAUAUACACGCAAGAAGGGUGUGUAGGUGUGUGUGUGUUUCUCUCUCUCUUUAGGUGAUUCUGUUACUGGAUUUAUUCUUGUCGUUUUUUAUUUUGUUUGUAUUAUAAAAUAUCAAAUGUUCUUGUUCCACAACUGGACAAGUAGUCUGUUUAUAUCAGAUUCAUAUAUAUGUAUUCUAUGUAGCUAUAUUGUGUUGUAAAUUGAAUACGUUUGUUAAUAAAUAUUUUUUAAAAAGA
This is a messenger RNA of Astyanax mexicanus (Mexican tetra), 2331 nucleotides long. RefSeq names its product forkhead box D3 (gene foxd3). Gene Ontology annotation, molecular function: DNA-binding transcription factor activity, RNA polymerase II-specific; RNA polymerase II cis-regulatory region sequence-specific DNA binding. The record is from RefSeq and is a predicted model, not a curated record. The transcript has a single exon. Gene Ontology annotation, biological process: anatomical structure morphogenesis; cell differentiation; regulation of transcription by RNA polymerase II. The coding region runs from base 360 to 1634 and encodes 424 amino acids. NCBI's taxonomy places the organism in Eukaryota, Metazoa, Chordata, Actinopteri, Characiformes, Acestrorhamphidae.